Clunio marinus is the source of this 1459-nucleotide messenger RNA. Lineage: Eukaryota; Metazoa; Arthropoda; Insecta; Diptera; Chironomidae. The record is from the annotation of a GenBank genome assembly.
AGUAUCUGUUUUGAUAUCGAAUCGUGAAGGUCGCGUUUCAAUGGUGAACAAAAUCUUGCCGCGUUUUUCCGAUCUUAGAAAAGCUUUCUAAUUAACAUUUUUUUUUUUGUAUCAUUUUCGAUAAUUGAGUUGGAAAACUUAAGUUUGGGAAUUGUUUUCUUUUUGUUUUCCGUUGUUGUGCUCGAAUCCCGAACAAAAUCAUAUCACGAAGACGUCUUCUUUACAUGAAUUUCUAUGGAGAAAAACUUUUUGAAUUGUGAGUUGGAAGAGCUGGAGGCACCCCAAAGGUACCGACCGGAUUCCUUAGCGCAAAUAUGUAAGACAACCAAGUUCAGUGAGUCUGAAAUCAAAAGAAUGUACCGUGGGUUUAAAGCCCACUGCCCCAAUGGAAUGGUGAAAGAAGAUACUUUCAAAGUUAUUUAUGCGCAAUUUUUUCCUCAGGGAGCGAAUACCGGUUUAUAUGCUCAUUACGUAUUUAAUACACUCGAUAAAGAUCAUACAGGAACAUUAAGUUUUGAGAAAUUUGUUCAAGGUCUAUCAAUAUUAUCGCGUGGCACAUUGGAAGAAAAAUUAUGUUGGACAUUUCAACUCUACGACAUAAAUUCUGAUGGGCACAUCACUAAAGAAGAAAUGAAUGACAUUGUGACGGCCGUUUAUAAUCUGAUGGGACAUCCGGUCGAAGAGAAGAUUGACGAUGAACGAAUAAAGGCUAAAGUUGAUAGAAUAUUUGAUAAAAUGGAUCGAAACCAUGAUGGUGUUGUGACGAUAGAUGAAUUUCUAGACUGUUGUCGUCGUGAUCAAGCCAUAACUAAUUCGAUGCUUAAGGCACGAGAAAAUCGAGUAUCACAAAAUGACCACAACAGACAGCAGCACAACCAGCAGCAAGCGAAAACUGAAAUCUCUAGUCAUUCAACCAAAUUGUAUGUCCAUCCAACAACACAACAUAAUGGCAUUAGAUCAACAAAAUCGAAAUUGUCUGACAGCCAAAACCAUAAAAAUUUAUCGCCAUCAUUUGGGCCUACUUCAAGACAACGGGAUGGGUCUUCUUCACAGAAACGUCAACAAUAUUAUCGAUACCAUCCUCAUACCACUCAACUAGCAACUGUCUUUGGCAAUAAAAUGAAAAAUAAUGUUGGACAUAAAGCAAGUCAAACGAAACGCAUUCAACUGUCUACUGCCGCGAAACGUUGUAAAUCGAUAAACAGAUCAAAUGGUGUCAACAAUAAUAAUUCCAAAACCAUUAAUCUCGAUGACAUCUGUAAGGCUGAUGAUGUAGAAGAAGUUGAAGCAGAUGACGGCGAUAAUUGGGUGACGGUCGUACACCCGCCCAAUCAAUGUCAUAAUAACGAAUUUGAUAUUGCUGCAAACAACAGCAUGAGUACUCAGUCGACAGAAUUACCAAAGCUUGUUAAAGUUAAGACAUGGUACACGGAGCCGACUGUUGUUCUGCCACUAUCAU